GUUCGUAUCACGUUAUACGUUUACACACUGUAGCACGAAAGAUAGCCAUCGAGCUCCGUGCGUUGCUCUGCACAAUGCAUGUAUGCCCAGUACAGUGUAAAAAAUUUAAUGAUAUGUAAUGAUGACCCCUUGCUACUUGAGGCAUUAUCUCGAUAUCUUACGAGAUACACAACUUGAGCAUUGACCUUCUAUAUAAAGAAGUAGCCACCACCGGCAUUUCCAUAUCGCACCAAACCAGAAAAAACUAUUCCUUUUCUGCAUUAACUCUUCGAUUUGGCCCAGAAAAAAACAGAGCUCUUCAUUUACUCUUCGGUUUGGUACUAUGGUUCUGAUACGGGAGUUGGAACAUCGAGUUGUGGCGGUGCAGAUUGGCCACUGGGAACGUGAUGGUAUCGGGAAAUGGAGGUUCGACCAAGAUCCGAAUGAGAGACAACGCAACAUGAGGCUCCGUGAAGGCGAUGGCAUAGAUACGAUCACCACUAUGCUAAAACAGGAGUACAACAUCAGCGACGUGGAGACCCGCCUAAAGCUGACUUUCCGUUGGCCAUCGUGGAUGCUUCUAGUCGAUGACGGGACGACUAGACCUCAGACCAUCAAGACGGACAACGAUAUGGACCUCUUCCUGUCCAUGAAAGUCGAUGUCGCUGACCUCAUUCUGUUCGUAACCAGAAAGAACGACGCCGGAGUUGUAACGGAAUCACCUACGCUCUCCAACAGUGCGGGUUCGUCGUCCCAUCCUCAAUCAGCGACAUUGAUACACGAAGAUUACGUCGUUGUUGAACUUCCAUCUUCAGAAUCGGAUGAUGACUUUGGUGAUAGCAAGAGACCCGACCCCUGGAACGAGAGGCUUGAUGGUUUGAUGAGUAAAAAAUCUCCAACCUAG
Messenger RNA from Arabidopsis lyrata subsp. lyrata, 883 nucleotides. RefSeq lists its product as uncharacterized. The transcript has 2 exons. Lineage: Eukaryota; Viridiplantae; Streptophyta; Magnoliopsida; Brassicales; Brassicaceae. The coding region runs from base 323 to 883 and encodes 186 amino acids. The record is from RefSeq and is a predicted model, not a curated record.